This is a messenger RNA of Peromyscus californicus insignis, 7007 nucleotides long. RefSeq names its product signal peptide, CUB domain and EGF like domain containing 3 (gene Scube3). The transcript has 23 exons. Bases 345 to 3368 code for a protein of 1007 amino acids. Gene Ontology annotation, molecular function: calcium ion binding. Gene Ontology annotation, cellular component: cell surface. Gene Ontology annotation, biological process: signal transduction. The record is from RefSeq and is a predicted model, not a curated record. Lineage: Eukaryota; Metazoa; Chordata; Mammalia; Rodentia; Cricetidae.
GAGAAAAGCGAAGAAAAACAGACGGAGCCCGGGAGACCAGAAAGCAAGGGAGGAAGAAAGAGGCAGAAAGGGCGUGUUUAGGCGCUACGUCUCCCCUCCCCUUUCUCAGGUCCCAGCUCCGGCUCUGCGCGCUCGCUCUCCGGCUACAGCUCCCCGCGGGCGAAGCUGGGCGUCGGGUGCGAUAGCCCGGGCCGCCCCUCGGGCCGCCGCCCCGCGCCUGGCCGCGCUCCCCACCGCGCAGCCCGGAGCCCCCGCGGGGCGCCUUCCCGUCCCCUCCCCCUCCGCCUCGCGCCCUCCCCGGGGCUGCGACACCCCCGCGGCCCCGCCGCGCGGAGCUCCAGGCCAUGGGCUCGGGGCGCGUCCCCGGGUUCUGCCUGCUCGUCCUGCUGGUCCACGCGCGCGCCGCCCAGCAUGGCAAAGCUGCGCAAGAUGUGGAUGAAUGUGUGGAAGGGACUGACCAUUGCCACAUUGAUGCCAUCUGCCAGAACACGCCACGGUCGUACAAGUGCAUCUGCAAGUCUGGCUACACUGGGGACGGUAAACACUGCAAAGACGUGGAUGAGUGUGAACGGGAGGACAGUGCAGGCUGUGUACACGACUGUGUCAACAUCCCUGGCAAUUACCGAUGCACCUGCUAUGAUGGGUUCCACCUGGCGCAUGACGGGCACAACUGCCUGGAUGUCGAUGAGUGUGCUGAAGGAAAUGGUGGCUGUCAGCAGAGCUGUGUCAACAUGAUGGGCAGCUAUGAAUGCCACUGCCGAGAAGGCUUCUUCCUCAGCGACAACCAGCACACCUGUAUCCAGCGGCCGGAAGAAGGAAUGAACUGCAUGAACAAGAACCAUGGUUGUGCCCACAUUUGCCGGGAGACUCCCAAGGGGGGCAUUGCCUGUGAAUGCCGUCCUGGCUUCGAGCUCACCAAGAACCAACGAGACUGUAAACUGACCUGCAACUACGGUAACGGUGGCUGCCAGCACACGUGCGAUGACACAGAGCAGGGUCCGCGGUGCGGCUGCCACGUCAAGUUUGUGCUCCAUACUGACGGGAAGACGUGCAUCGGGGAGAGGCGGCUAGAGCAGCACAUGCCCACUCAGGCCGUCUCUAAUGAGACCUGUGCCGUCAACAACGGAGGCUGCGACAGUAAGUGCCACGACGCAGCGACCGGGGUCCACUGCAGCUGCCCCGUGGGCUUCAUGCUGCAGCCAGACAGGAAGACCUGCAAAGACAUAGAUGAGUGCCGCUUAAGCAAUGGGGGCUGCGACCACAUCUGCCGCAACACGGUGGGCAGCUUUGAAUGCAGCUGCAGGAAGGGCUACAAACUUCUCAUCAAUGAAAGGAGCUGCCAGGACAUAGAUGAGUGCUCCUUUGAUCGAACCUGUGACCACAUGUGUGUCAACACACCAGGAAGUUUCCAGUGUCUCUGUCAUCGUGGCUACCUGCUGUAUGGUGUCACUCAUUGUGGGGAUGUGGACGAAUGCAGCAUCAACAAGGGAGGCUGCCGCUUUGGCUGCAUCAACACCCCUGGCAGCUAUCAGUGUACCUGCCCAGCGGGCCAGGGCCGCCUUCACUGGAACGGAAAGGAUUGCACAGAGCCAGUGAAGUGUCAGAGCAGUCCUGGGGCCUCAAAAGCAAUGCUUAGCUGCAAUCGGUCUGGCAAGAAGGACACCUGUGCCCUGACCUGCCCCUCCAGGGCCCGGUUUUUGCCAGAGUCCGAGAAUGGGUUCACCGUGAGCUGUGGUACCCCCAGCCCCAAAGCUGCUCCAGCCCGAGUCACCCACCCUGGAAACAGCACCACCUCCAGCUACUGCCAUGAGGCUGCAGCGCUGUCAGUUAAGCAGCGGGCCUCCUUCAAGAUCAAGGACGCCAAAUGCCGUUUGCAUCUGCGGAACAAAGGCAGAGUGGAGGAAGCCAGCAGAGCCCCAGGGCCAGGUUCCCCUUGCUCCGAUUGCCAAGUCACCUUCAUCCACCUUAAGUGUGACUCUUCUCGCAAGGGCAAGGGCCGACGGGCACGGACCCCUGGCAAGGAGGUUACCCGGCUCACCCUGGAAUUGGAGGCUGAGGUCAGAGCGGAAGAAACAACAGCUGGCUGCGGGCUGCCUUGCCUCCGACAGAGGAUGGAGCGAAGACUGAAAGGGUCCCUGAAGAUGCUCAGGAAGUCCAUCAACCAGGACCGGUUCCUGCUGCGGCUGGCAGGCCUGGACUAUGAGCUGGCCCACAAGCCAGGCCAGGUAGCUGGGGACCGAGCAGAGCCGGUGGAGGUCUGCAGGCCCGGGCAGCACCGGGCAGGCACCAAGUGUGUCAGCUGCCCGCAGGGAACGUAUUACCACGGCCAGACGGAGCAGUGUGUGCCAUGCCCAGCGGGCACCUUCCAGGAGAGGGAAGGGCAGCUCUCCUGCGACCUCUGCCCUGGGAGUGAUGCCCAUGGGCCUCUUGGAGCCACCAACGUCACUACGUGUGCAGGUCAGUGCCCACCUGGCCAACAUUCAGUAGACGGGUUCAAGCCCUGCCAGCCAUGCCCACGGGGCACCUAUCAGCCCGAAGCAGGACGAACCUUGUGCUUCCCCUGUGGUGGAGGCCUCACAACCAAGCUUGAGGGGGCAAUUUCCUUCCAGGACUGUGACACCAAAGUCCAGUGCUCCCCGGGCCACUACUACAACACCAGCACCCACCGCUGUAUCCGCUGUGCCAUGGGCUCCUACCAGCCACACUUCCGGCAGAACUUCUGCACCCGCUGCCCGGGAAACACAAGCACCGACUUUGACGGCUCUACCAGUGUGGCCCAGUGCAAGAAUCGGCAGUGUGGUGGGGAGCUGGGUGAAUUCACUGGCUACAUCGAGUCUCCCAACUACCCGGGCAACUACCCAGCGGGCGUGGAGUGUAUCUGGAACAUCAACCCCCCACCCAAGCGCAAGAUCCUUAUUGUGGUCCCUGAGAUCUUCCUGCCAUCCGAGGACGAGUGUGGGGACGUUCUCGUCAUGAGAAAGAACUCCUCGCCAUCCUCCAUCACCACUUAUGAGACCUGCCAGACCUACGAGCGUCCCAUUGCCUUCACGGCCCGCUCCAGGAAACUCUGGAUCAACUUCAAGACUAGUGAAGCCAACAGUGCUCGAGGCUUCCAGAUUCCCUACGUGACCUAUGAUGAGGACUAUGAGCAGCUGGUGGAAGACAUUGUACGGGAUGGCCGGCUCUAUGCCUCCGAAAACCACCAGGAGAUCCUAAAGGACAAGAAGCUUAUCAAGGCCUUCUUUGAGGUCCUGGCCCACCCUCAAAACUACUUCAAGUACACAGAGAAACACAAGGAGAUGCUACCAAAAUCCUUCAUCAAGCUGCUCCGCUCCAAAGUCUCCAGCUUCUUGAGGCCUUACAAAUAGUGCCCAUGGGCCCAGAGAUGCAGAUUCCAGAGCGCCGACCCCCCUGGCCCUCAGAGCUGGCACCCCAACCUCAGACAAGAACCUGUCCUCUCCUUUUGGAGGAGAACUAUCACUACACCAAGCACUCUCCCCUCCUGUCUUCCUGGUUACCUUGUCUUCUCUCUUUCUCUCUCUCUACUUCUUUCUUACAUGUUCCCUGGAAAAGCCAUUCAGUGCUGUCCCUGUUCCCCCAGAGGGGAAGAAAUAGAGCCCAUCUCACCAGCUCACAUCCCCGGCCCCCAUCCAUCUUUGGAAGGGUGUUGGAGGCCCAGAAUAGGAUCGGGUCUGCUAGGAAGUGGGGGUGGGGAAGAAAGGCUUCUGCCAUUCUAGGGUUGUGCCUUGCUAGCCAGGGGCCAGAAUAUCCCCACUGUGCUGCCCAGAGUGACUCUUUUACAGCCCAGAGUCCUGCCAAAGAAGCCUUUGACAUAGCAGCUUUAUGCCAACACGGGCUGCCGGGCACACAGUUUGAGCCCUGGGGUGCCCACACAGUUGGCGUUCUUACCUGACAGCUCUUCUCAUCUGCCUGCCUGCCUGGGGCUGACUCCAUAGGGUUUACAAGUGCUCCACACCACUAGGGGGCGGGGGAACCCUGGCUGGGGAGGGAGAGCAACAGGCAUUAUCCUGUGUGCCAGAGCCCCACUGGGGCUCCCAGUGACGAUGCUCCCAGAAAGCCGGGUUUGUUUUUUUUUUUUAACCAUUGCCCAAAACAGAAAGAAAAGAAAAUUAUGUCCUAAAGGACCGGCCUGCAGAGCGAGUGGAGCCAGCCUCGGACCCUAACCUUUUCCCUGCCAGUCCUCCCUGGCCCAGCCAUGCCCUCACCCCACCCAAGUGCUCCGUGGGGGAGACUUUCUCCCCUUGCUAAGUGCAUUCCUUAAAGAAACCUGCCAUUGACCAUCACCAGCCUAGACCUUGCUCCAGUUUUUCCCUUGCAGCCCUAGGUGGCUUGUGGGCUUCACCAAAGAGGACCCCACUCUGCAGCCAGCCUGGAGCUGCCUACCUCUGGCCUCGGGCUGUGGGCAGCAAGAAUGUGUGUGCCCUUGGCAGGCUGCCCGCCUAUCCUGUCCACAUCUGAGAAGUGCAAUCAUUUCUAGUCUUUCUGUGUCGUCUAGAGGGAGGGGGUUUGGUUUUUCUUUUUCCUCUCGGCAGAACCCUAUUUAUAGCUGCCCAGGAGAGCAGAGCACAUUGGGAGUGGUGGGAUAUCAGUUUGACUCUCAUAAGCCUUGAGCGCUGGAGCAUCUCAUGGAUCUCUGUCCUACCUGAGGCCACCUAGAACUUCAGGGUCCUCCGCUGUGCGGAGCCAGGGCAAUCCCUCGGAGGUGCCGAAAGUGUAGGAGGGCGAUUCUGGUAACUUGAUGAAGCAGGAAGGAGGGGCUGUUGACUAAGGUGCCCUUGCCAUCUCUGUGCCUAUGGAUUCAUGGUUCUGAUGCAGAUGGACUGGCCGGCAAUCCACUGCGAGCAGGGGACAUCUACCCUGUCACUGCCUUCUGUUUCCCUGGCAUGCCAGGGAAGAGGAUCAGGACAAACUCUAAGGAUGGCCAGCUCAGGCUCCCAAGGCCAGAGAAGGCUGGGGCAGCCUCGGAUAGGACGGUCAUCCACGCAUGCAGCUGGUGACGGGACAAGAAGCAGGCAUGUGCCUGACACUGGCCACCUGCCUCCUGAGAGUUGACUUCCAGCCUGUUUCAACUACUGGUUUUCAAAAGGAAGAAGAACCAAGUCCAGGCCCUGCAUGUGCUCCACCCUUAACCCAACUGCUGCCUGGAAAAUCUCCGAUUUGCUCCUUCUAGUUCCCUCAAGGCUGUGGUCCUGGACAGUCACCAGCCACCAACUGACUCCUCAGGUCCAGCUCUAGGUGACCGCCAAGAGAGUCAACACUGAAUGGUCUGAUCCACACACAUACCAGCCAAACAGCCAAGGCGAUCAAAGCUGCUUUCCUGGCCAUCUGUUAGACACCACCAUGGGGUGGAGUGGGUGGGGGUCUGUCUGUCUGUCUGUCCGGGUCAGAGAGCUGUUGUGGAGCUGUUACAUGGCUUCCUACCAGGGUGAAGGGGCAUUGUGGGAAUGUCUCUACUUCUCCAGAAGUGCCACAGAACAGCCCCAAUCAACUUGGACCAUCCUACCAGAAGCAAGGCUAACUUUGCGAGUCCUCUCUCCCUGCCAUUUUGCCCAGCUCCUGGAAAGCCACAUAGUGAGUGCCUCCCAGUGUCUGCCAUUAGGGCACAGUUCCUCCGUGCUCCCUUUCCUGUCGUCCCCCACACACGAACACUUCCUCUAGUCACGCAUUGUUUGGCUGCUGGGACUGCACAUGACUUCAUGGUACAGAGAGAACAGGCCACCAGGCCUAGGCAAUAUCAAGACGGCUAGAGGAGAGCAAGCCGCUGCUGAACUUGGAGGAAACUGGCCCUGGGGCACCUGCCUAUGGGGGCUCAGAGGAUGGAAGAAGAUAACAACUCAGGGACUUUCUAGGAGGAAGUGGGAGAAAUGCGAAGAUGGUGUGAACAGGAACCCUUCAUCAGCUGACCCCGAAGAGGCCACAGGACCACGGCACCUCAUUCAUCUUAGCACAACCCUGCCCUUACUGGAGUUCCAGCGUGGGAAGUCAUUUCCAUGAGGCUCCUAGAACCAAGGGACACAUCUCAAGAAGGUACUAGGAUCCUCGGCAGCACAGUGAUGCUUCUGUAGCCCUCUGCCUCUGUUUGUAUUGUCAGGCCAGCCAACGCCUAAACCUGAGGUCACUCUCAGAAUUAGGAGAAAACCGACCAGAGCCUGGACUUGGGCUGCUCACCCUAAGCCUGUAGGAAUCCUCAGAGGAUAGCCACUGAGUUAUCAGUGCUCCUGUGUCCCCGAAUGUGGAGGCUGAGAAGACUCGGAUGUGUUGCUCCAAGUUCAGGUGGACAGGCUGGGCUUUGGCUCUUACGAUUCUUUGUGAGUCUGCGAAGUGUUCUCCACAUGCAUGUUUGAGGUGACUCUUGAAUGGACUAGGAAGUCAGUGAGCAUCUCACAAUCUCAAUAUGCCAGAAAAGCUUAGGGAGCACUCAAGGAUUUGCAUUUGCUGCUCUGCUUCAAAAUGACCGUCUCAAAGCAGGGGAAGGGAGGCAAAGUGUAACUGCCCCCAGCAGAAAAGGUUAACCUGCCUGGCUUCUUUCCCAAGUCCAGGAAAAGUGGAAGUAAACACCACCAAGGAAACCUUCACACUGGACCCGUCUCAAAGGUAGAACAGCCAUUAUUUGGACUAGGAAUCCUUGAAGAAUUAGAGGGAACAGAAGCCCUGGUGCCGCUGGCAGCUCACCAGCACAAAACAAAUGGUAGUAGUUUGGACACGCUAAACAUUUUGUUCUGUGUAAGCUGAAGUUUCAGAGGAUAAUUAUCAUGUGGAAGGCUUUUUUUUUUUAGUGCAGAAGAAAAUCUCAAAAUACUGUCUUUAUACCUGCCUUCCACUAUACCGAUACAGUGAGCAUCUCACAAUCAACAAUAAAUAGCAAGCAGUGUGGUUCAUAGAGUAUUUUGCACUUGGGGAAAAUAUGUAUCUGAACCUGUAAAACGGAAUGUUUGGAUUUUGUAUUGUCUUUUUUAUAUUAUUAAAAUACUAAGUGGAACUCCUCA